AGGGUCGGCCCAAGGCAGCACUACACGACCGAGUGUGUCCAGCCCGUGCCUCCGCGGCAAGACUCCUUUCAGACGCCUCCGGCAGCGAUGCUCGCUGGCCUCGCUGCGGCCUCGGCCUUCGUCGUCCCCGCGCCCAGCGGGAGCGUCGUGAGCAGCGCCGUGCCUGGGCGCCGGUUCCUGGCACCGGAGGCGGCUGCGCCCGAGCAGCCUGCGAGCCUCGGCGCUGGCAGCGUCCUCGCGGCGGCAGGCGUGUGCGCCAUCGCAGCUGGCGCUGCGGCGCGGGCCGAGCACCGCCGCCCCCGCGCGCGGGCGGUGGUGGCCUGCCGCGCCGCGGAGCCCGACACCGAGGCACUCGCGAAGCAGGUGACAGCCAGCGCCGCUGCCACGAUGGUCGCCGUCAGCGCAGCGGCGGCGCCUGCGUCUGCCUACCCGAUCUUCGCGCAGCAGAACUACCCGAACCCCCGGGAGGCGACCGGCAAGAUCGCGUGCGCCAAUUGCCACCUCCAGGGCAAGUACAUUGAGGUCAAGAUGCCCCACGAGGUCCUCCCCGACACGAUCUUCAAGACCCUCAUUGAGCUCCCUCUCAAGUACGAGAAGAGGGUUCAGCCGAUCGCCGACGGCUCCAAGGCCAGUCUGAACGCUGGCGCUAUCGCGAUCAUGCCCGAGGGUUGGAAGCUGGCGCCGAAGGACCGGCUCCCCAAGGCGCUGAAGAAGCAGAUGAAGGGGCUCGCCUGGUCGCCCUACAGCAAGGACAAGCCUAACAUCGUCGUCGCAGGGCCGGUGCCAGGAAAGAUCUAUGAAACGAUGGUGCUCCCGAUCCUCGCCCCCGACCCCAACAAGACCCCCGAAAUUGUUUUCAACAAGUACGAGUUCUACUUCGGGGGCAACCGGGGACGCGGGCAGGUCUACCCGGAGGGCAACCUCAGCAAUGUCAACAUGUAUACCGCGGCGGCUGAGGGCACCGUUACCGAGAUCGUCCCGGGAGAGAAAGUGGUCAUCACGAAGGCGGACGGCACGGCUGUGGACUCGCUCAUUGGCAAGGGGGCCACAGUGGUGGUCGAGGUCGGCGAGAGCGUGAAGAAGGACGAACAGAUUACCACGAACCCCAACGUGGGUGGCUUUGGGCAGGAAGACAAAGAGGUGACGCUGCAGGACAUGAACCGGGUGUACGCGUACUGCGGCCUGUCCAUCUCGAUCUUCCUGGCCCAGCUGGUUUUUGUGCUGAAGAAGAAGCAGUUCGAGAAGGUGCAGCUGGCCGAGGGCUUCUGAUCAGUAGUCCGCGAGAGGGCACGCCCUGCGGCACCCCAGCCUCCCUCCUCGCAUCUCUUAUCUAGGCCUCGAAAAUGGGGAAGCCUCUAUCCUACGGCCGCCUCCAGGCGAGAAGAGUUUUUGUGUUUGCGGCCGGCAUUUUCGGCCCGCCCGCGGGGAAUCGGAUCCCCCCCGCGAGAGCCCAGUCUGGCACUGUUCGUUGGCGUGAAAGGAAGUAUAGUAUGGAGCAGACUGGUCUGUGGUGACCUGGCGGUGGCCUGCGGCCUGUGCGCCUCUUGUGUGUCCCCUCGAGCUCCUGCACAGCCCCAUGUUCGCAUGCGUGCAUCAUCAGGUGUCA
Molecule: messenger RNA, 1606 nt
Organism: Prorocentrum cordatum
Lineage: Eukaryota; Dinophyceae; Prorocentrales; Prorocentraceae
Source: the annotation of a GenBank genome assembly